Messenger RNA from Bicyclus anynana (squinting bush brown), 678 nucleotides. RefSeq names its product trypsin II-P29-like. Gene Ontology annotation, biological process: proteolysis. Gene Ontology annotation, molecular function: serine-type endopeptidase activity. The transcript has 8 exons. The record is from RefSeq and is a predicted model, not a curated record. NCBI's taxonomy places the organism in Eukaryota, Metazoa, Arthropoda, Insecta, Lepidoptera, Nymphalidae. Bases 1 to 678 code for a protein of 225 amino acids.
AUGAAGGCGUUCGCUCUUUUGUGCCUCGUUGUAGCCGUUCAGGGCCGCGUUUUGGAUGUGCCUGAAGACCAGUCCCGCGCUGUAGCCCAGCGCGGCGAGAACCCCUGGCUGGUGCACCUGCGCGUCACCAGGUCGACAGGCGGCGGGCUCCUCGACACCGGCGUCGGCUCUCUCAUCGGCACCUCCUGGGUGCUGACUGCCGCGAGUGCCGUGCAGGAUGCCCGCUUUAUCUGGAUCCGCUACGGCGCGGUGGACCCCUUCCGGCCAGAGCUGGUGACGGAGACCAGCGUGGUGCAGCUGCACCCUGACUACAGCGCCGUCACCGGCGACAACAACAUCGCACUCGUCAGCAUCAACAGGCUCGUGCAGUCUACCGCUAACAUCAGUCCCGUGGCUCUGGCGGCGGCGGACUCAGAGGCGCCCUCUGCUGGUCGCUCGUGCGGAUUCGGCGGCGACGGCGAGACCCCCGGAGUGCAACUGCAGUGCGUGUCCGGUGACCUAGUCGUUGACGGAAACACCAUCGUUGCUAAGGGAGCCGAUGGAAUACUCUCUAAGUUCGACGUGGGAAGUCCUUUAGUGGAAGACGGAGUCCAGCACGGAGUACUCUCGUCGGUUCUUGGUGUAUAUUUGAAGGUUGCCUACUACCGCUCUUGGAUCCAGCAAGUUACUGAAAUAUAA